Molecule: messenger RNA, 727 nt
Organism: Cephus cinctus (wheat stem sawfly)
Lineage: Eukaryota; Metazoa; Arthropoda; Insecta; Hymenoptera; Cephidae
Gene: awd
Product: nucleoside diphosphate kinase
Exons: 3
Coding region: 45-566 (173 amino acids)
Biological process (GO): GTP biosynthetic process; UTP biosynthetic process; CTP biosynthetic process
Molecular function (GO): nucleoside diphosphate kinase activity
Source: RefSeq, a predicted model, not a curated record
CAGAACCCAAUCGUUCUCACUCUCCUGUAACCUGCCGGCGUUGCAUGGUCUUGUGCUCUGUAUUAGCGUUGUUUUAUUUAAUUUCUGAAUACAUAAUGGCUGAAAACAAAGAACGCACCUUUAUUAUGAUCAAACCCGAUGGUGUCCAACGUGGCCUCGUCGGCAAGAUCAUUCAGCGGUUUGAAGAAAAAGGCUUCAAACUUGUCGCUCUGAAAAUGGUCUGGGCAUCUGAGGAUCUUCUAAAACAACACUAUGCCGAUUUGGCUGCCAGGCCUUUCUUCCCUGGCUUGGUAAAAUACAUGAGCUCUGGACCCGUCGUCCCCAUGGUAUGGGAAGGUCUGAACGCGGUGAAAACUGGACGCGUUAUGCUUGGUGAAACAAAUCCCAAGGAUUCCGCUCCCGGAACUAUUCGUGGGGACUUGUGCAUCCAGGUGGGUCGUAACAUCAUCCAUGGUUCUGACUCCGUUGAUUCUGCCAACAAGGAGAUCAGCCUAUGGUUUGGAGAGAAAGAAAAGAAGGAAGUCAUUGACUGGGCUUCCUGGGCUGAGAAAUGGAUUUACGAAUGAAAUCUCUGAUCGAUGUGAUCAUCAUUCCAUGAUUUUUUUAUGGGAACACAUUAUGGCGUGGUCUUGCCAUUUUGACAAUGUAUACUUCCAUUUCGUAUUCUGGCGGUGCGGUGAUUGUAUAUAAGAACUACGCAAGAGAUAAUAAAUCAACAUUCGGGCAA